Hippoglossus stenolepis (Pacific halibut) is the source of this 7270-nucleotide messenger RNA. It is a transcript of the gene bcas3, whose product is annotated as BCAS3 microtubule associated cell migration factor. Lineage: Eukaryota; Metazoa; Chordata; Actinopteri; Pleuronectiformes; Pleuronectidae. Gene Ontology annotation, cellular component: cytoplasm. The transcript has 24 exons. Bases 137 to 2656 code for a protein of 839 amino acids. The record is from RefSeq and is a predicted model, not a curated record. Gene Ontology annotation, molecular function: protein binding. Gene Ontology annotation, biological process: response to starvation; autophagy.
ACAACACAGUUUCUGCAAAUCUCGCCUGUUUAUGUUUUGACAUCUUUUGGUGGAGAGCCACGAAGCAGCACACAAGUUCGAACCCGAGGAGACCGUCAGCGUCCGCCGGCUCGGAUAAAAACCAACAGGAGAGAAGAUGGCAUCCGACUCCCCGCGCAGACCGAGUCGCUGUGCUGGAGGGGUUUUGGUGCGAGCACAAGCUGCCACGGAGCAGUCUUACAUGGAAAGCGUGGUGACCUUCCUGCAGGAUGUCGUCCCCCAGGCAUAUACUGGUUCUCCACUCACUGAUGAAAAAGAGAAGAUAAUAUGGGUUCGCUUUGAGAAAGCCGACUUCAACGACACUGCUCGCAACCCAGAGUUCAUGGAGAUGCACAGUGGAACUACUGACCCUCCCCUCUGCCUCAUGAUUGGCUACACGGAUGGGAUGCAGAUCUGGGGCGUAUCUUUGGCAGGGGAAGCCCAGGAGCUGUUCUCGGUGCGUCAUGGUCCCGUGCGAGCUGCUCGCAUUCUGCCGGCACCUCAUAUCAGUCCUCUGAAGAUGGACAGUUUUGCUGAGAAGAGGCCGUUGCUGGGGGUUUGCAAGAGCACAGGGUCCUCUGGGACAAGCCCCCCCUACUGUUGUGUCGACCUGUAUUCUCUACGGACAGGGGAGAUGGUCAAAUCCAUUCAGUUCAAGACACCUAUCUAUGAUCUUCACUGCAACAAACAUAUUCUUGUGGUGAGCCUGCAAGAGAAGAUUGCUGCAUUUGACAGCUGCACCUUCACCAAGAAGUUCUUUGUCACAAGCUGCUUUCCUUGCCCUGGCCCCAGCCUCAAUCCAAUAUCUCUUGGAAGCCGUUGGCUAGCCUAUGCCGAGAACAAGCUGAUAAGAUGUCACCAGUCUCGUGGAGGAGCUUGUGGUGACAAUGCACAGUCCUACACAGCGACAGUGAUUAAUGCUGCCAAAACUCUAAAGACAGGCCUGACAAUGGUGGGCAAAGUGGUCACCCAGUUGGCAGGCACCAUACCAGCAGGCACUCCAGAUGAGGAGGGCACACCACAUAACACCAGCCGCCGUAGUCCCCACAACCCUGGUGUGGUCACCAUCAUCGACACAGACAGUGUCGGCGAAGGACAGGUUGUGGUGAGUGAGGACUCGGACGGAGAGGGAGUGGUGGCUCACUUCCCAGCUCAUGACAAACCCAUAUCCUGCAUGCAAUUCAACCCCAGUGGAUUGCUGCUGGUGACCACCGACACCCUAGGCCAUGAUUUCCACGUCUUCCAGAUCCUCACCCACCCAUGGGCGUCCUCACAGAGUGCCGUUCACCAUCUCUAUACCUUGCAUCGUGGGGAAACUGAGGCCAAGGUCCAGGACAUCUGUUUCAGCCCGGAUAGUCGCUGGGUAGCAAUCAGCACCCUUCGCGGCACGACCCACGUCUUUCCCAUCAACCCCUACGGUGGUGCACCCUGUGCACGGACACACAUGUCCCCGCGGGUUGUCAACCGGAUGUCUCGCUUUCAAAAGAGCGCCGGCCUGGAGGAGAUUGAGCAGGAGCUGAACAGGGCGGCUGCGCUAGGAGGAGGCAUAGGAGGAGGUGGUUGUAUUCUGGGCGGAGGAGGCAUCGGGGGCCGCUGUAGUCCCAUACCAGGCCUGUCCAGCAGCCCCUCUGGGUCUCCGCUGCACGCCAAGCUGAACAACCAGGAUUCGUACAACAACUUCACCAACAACAACAUGGGGAACCCGCGGCUGUCCCCGCUGCCCAGCCUCACUGUGGUGCUGCCUCUGGCUCAGAUCAAACAGCCCAUGACCCUGGGAACCAUCACCAAACGCACCGGACCCUACCUCUUUGGGGCAGGAUGUUUUGCCAUUAAAACUCCAUGCAAAACUAAGCCGCCUCCCCAGAUUUCUCCAAGUAAAUCCAGUGGAGGAGAGUUCUGUGUGGCCGCCAUCUUUGCCUCGUCUCGCUCCUGGCUCAUCACCAACCCCAACAUGAAACGAGAGAAAGAUCAGUCUAGGCAGUCGGUUGUCGACUCACUGUAUAUCCUCAGUUGCUACGGUAACUUGGUGGAGCAUGUCCUGGAGCCUCGGCCGAUUAGCACUGCUCAGAAGAUCAGCGAUGACACACCUUUGGAGCUCAACACCUGUCCAAGGGCCUGCUGGACUCUGGCGAGGACUCCACAGUGGAAUGAGCUGCAGCCACCCUUCAACUCCAACCACCCCCUGGUGUUGGCCUCAGACCUGGUGCAGUAUCAUCAGUACCUUCUGGCUGCGAUUCCUCUGGGGAGCCCAGGCCCAAUCACACGUCACGAGUCAUCAGACAGUCUGGCAUCGGACCACAGUGGCCAGGAGGAUGAGGAGUGGCUCUCUCAGGUAGAGAUAGUGACCCAUACUGGGCCCCACCGGCGCCUGUGGAUGGGCCCCCAGUUUCAGUUUAAGACCAUUCACCCUUCAGGCCAGACCACAGUCAUCUCCUCCUCAUCCUCAGUGCUUCAGUCCCAGGGCCCCACAGAUGUCCCACAACCUCUUUUGGACUUUGACACCGACGACCUAGACCUACACAGCCUCAGGAUCCAGCCGGUACGUUCUGAGCCAGUUAGCAUGCCCUGCUCAUCAAGGUUGGUGGCUGAUCGUCGUGGACAGUCUAACAUCAUGGAUGCAGGAUCAGGUUAUUCCUAAAAAACAGAAGCUCCUCGCCCCGCAAAUUAUCAUUUCAAUUUACCUUUAUUUAUUUAUUUAUUUUUUUACUUUUUUCUUCGCAAGCACACCUAUCAUUUUCAUUGCCCCUUCAUUCAUCCAUCCAUCCAUCCCUCCCUCUCUCCCUCACGACCCAGUCAUUGUUUUAUCAUUGGUGUGAGAGAGAGAAGAGGACAGGCGAGAGGAGGAAGAGAAGGAGGAAGACAGGAAGAUGGCCAGCUUCUACUUGUCUGUCUUUCUGUUUGUCUGUCUGUUCAUUUCUGUCAAUGGAUGGCUUUGGAAAUAUAAGUCAUGCUUAGCCCAAGUCAGUAUCUGUUAGCUUGAAAAAAGUAAAUAAAAGUAAUACAAUUUCUGAUCAACAAUUAAUUUCAAUGUAGACAAUGAAUAGCUAAUCUACUAGAAUUUGCGUUUAUAUAUUAAACUGCAACAGCAAAAAGGAAAUGAUCAGUAGUUGAUCAUGUUCAAAGGAACUGUAUUUUAUGAAUGAACGAAGCGCCACAGUUAUUAACAGCAGUCGAGUCGCAAGGGGGCGGUUGGAGUCCGUCAGUGGUUUGGACAACAAAAGCUCUAUGGUUCAGGUUAGGAGAAGAUGAUGGGUUUGGAUAAAUAACUAAUAAACAAGACCACAAUCUUUCCCUAAUCUUUCCUAAUGCUGCUGUCACUAUAAGUAGAUGAUAUCGUUUAAACGUGGAUAUAUGUCUUAUUCAAUAUCAAUAAAUGUGUGACUUGCCAAAUAUAUAAACCCCUUAUCCUUGUUAUAUAAGUAGAAACAUAUCGGAUUUCAAUUUCCUUUCCCACAAAAUGUAUUUGCCGUUGCAAUUUAUAGUUGGAAUAGAAUGACUCAGUAGAGCGAAUAUCUCCAUCAAGACCCAACAGCUGCAUCAAGUUCCACACAUUCAUAGAUGUCUGUUCCCUAAAUGUGCUUGUUUUUUUUUUUUGUUUCAUCAACAGCCAUGAAUUACCAGGGGAAAACAAUGGAAAUGCUGUAAACUCACAAUGUUAAAGGCAGUGAAAAAUAAUUCCUGGAUCCACACUUAAAUUCAAUGGGUUUCCCAUACAGCAUCCGUCUAAUUUCAUGGAAAUCCAUUCAGUUGGUUUUGUGUAAUCUGUCUUUCAAACAAAUAUACCAACCAAGAAUCAAAUGGACUGGGACCCCAAAGUGGAGGCAAUAAUGAUCAAUAAUAAUCAGAUAGAAGGUGAAGUGGCAACACAAAACAAAUACAAGAGGUUUGCAUAAAUCAGUUACUGUCGUUUAACAAAGCCAUAACAAUAUUUUCUUCAACCUCAACUGUCCACAAGAGGCUGGCACCACUCAUAUCAUUAACUGUUAAUGGAGGGUUGGUAUCAUUAAAUGCUUCAGAGCUGGUAAAACCAGAAACCUGUCAUCCAUCCUUAGCGAUCGCUCUCUCGCUGCAACAUCGUCAUCUUGUUAAUUUACGGUCUUCGAUGCUUUGGGAGCCAUAAGCUGGACAAGCUGCUGUCCCAAGUGAAUCCGUACAGGGCCUAGUGGUGAGGUGUGUAUGUAGUUGCCCAACCAAGUCUUUCACUGCUCAUUGUGUGCGUCAGUAUAGUCGAUGUCUAUUCACUCAAGCUGAUUGUUGCGUCCUCAGUUGGGUCGCCAACCUCUGAGCUGGUUUCAGUUCAUUUCAGGUAACAUAUAAACGUAUACAGAAGAGGAGGCCUUGGCUGAAGUGGUAGAGCUGGUUUUCCACUGGACCUCUGGUGGUUUGAUCCCAACGGCUGCUGGAACCCAGCCACUGUGGCGGCAUGAUCUAGUGGGUUCUUAGUGCGGGUCUGAAGCCCGGAUGGGGUUGCAUCAAGAAGGGCAUCCUGUGUUAAAAAUAUAACAUAUGCCAAAUCAUAUGUGCAGACUGACCACUGCUGUGGUGACCUCAAAUGUGACCUCAAAUGUGAGCGGCCAAAAGAAGAGGAAGACGAUCUAAACGUAGACAGAAACUCGGCUGAAGUACUCCCGGGAUGAAGAUUAUUCACGUUCUUGACAAAAGAAAGUUUCCCACUGCUUCACGGCACAUUGGCAGCGUAUGUGUCCCCCUAUCCCCUCUUUCGGCGUCUGCCUCUCACGUCUGACAUUAGAUAAGUUGCGCCUUCAUGACCUUCAACCACCUUGAAUAGGACAUUGACAAUCACGUGACCAUGACAACCAACAUACCUUUAUUUAAAAUAAAACCAGUCCAUUCUAUUAUGCGCUCGCUAUCUUAAAUAUGUGUCAAGGAGAGCAAAAGACCUGAUGCGUAUUCAUGGUUGUAAAUCUUUUUCGUGUUGUUUGAAAACUGAAAGAGGAAUUUAGCCAUUUUCAUCAUUUAUUUUAUUCUGACAUGUGUCGACACUCGUGUUUUAUUUUUUGGCAUAUAUCUGAAUUGUCACAAAAUUUAAAAAAAAGACAUGUCAGUCCCUGAAGUUCAUUAAAUAGAAUAUUAUAUUGACGGCAUUAAUGGGGUGAUGUGAGUUCAAUCUGUUUAUCAUGGUACUCACAAUUAUCAUAAGCUUAAGAAAUAGUAGGGCACAAAAAUAGAAGUCCGGGGGGGGGUGUGAGCAAAUAAACCUUUUGACUUGGUCUGGGUUUCAUGUACUAAACGUCAGCCACCUGAUUCACUGUCUGCAGGUGUUAAUAUAGCUGCUACUAAUUAUAUUUAUAGGUGAUUGUUAAUGUCAUAUAUUUAAACGUAUUCAUAAUAUACUGGUGAAAUGUCCACAGUGACACACUUAAAGAAAAAAAUAUUAGUGCAGUAAUAUUUAAGAUGUUAUUCCCAGAGUCAAAAUUGCUGCCUUACAAAAUGCAGUAACACAGCCCUCCCGGCCCUCUGUUGGCACUGAGUGGCUCAGCUGUCCCUUGUACCGCAGUGCACUUUUUCUGCGGAGCAACUCCCAUAUUUGACACACACUAGGCAGCAUUUGCCCUGUAGGCAGAGAAAUCCAGCACUUAUUAUACUUCCAGCUCAGGAUGAGAUGGACACGAGCGUCACACUGUGAAGGGAGGAGGUGCACAAAGGGAGUGUGUCGUGUGUAUGAGGCUCCUCCAGUGUCUCCUUCUUGUUCUCUACAAAUAGUCCACGCAACCAGUAGCAUUUUAAAGAAAUACAUUUUAGAGUGAGAGCUCCCCUAUGAAGUAAAUAUAUUUGUGUCUCCUCUGGUGCUCCAUUGUGACACUUUACAUACUUUACACUAUGUUCAGAGUUACAAAUCUCCAUGUGCUAGUAUUACCAUGGAGUUGACAAAAAGGAGCAGAACCAUGCCCUCAAUGGAUUACUGUAACUAUCUCUACCCUCCACUCAGUAAGUGACAAAUACUGACAACAUGGAUUAAAUGGCGCCACAGCCUCGGAGAUUUCAAAAGCAUUAAAUGAAGACCACAUUGACUUAUGUAUCAGUAUCAGUGCGAAGGUCAGCCAAUGAAAAACAAGAACUGGCCACAUAUAAAUGUCUGAGGUAAAUUAGAAAUGCCUUUAAUCUUCACGUAAACAAGACUCGUAGCUUCAUUUAAUGUUCAUUAUGGCUGAAGAGACAUGUCGUUUUUUUAGUCUGAUGUUUUAUGCAUGGAGUUUUAUUUUAUUCCCGUCUCAACUUUGAAGCUGCACUUAUCAAUAUUUCAUACUGUCAGUGCAUCAAAUGACUAUGUGUGAUGUCAGGGGUGUCAGUAAUGACAAACCCACCAACGCUCUGCAGAGGAUUCAAUAUCUUUCAGCUCACUGUGUUGGUUUCAGUCCUGCAACUUUACUGCUGCUCUCAGAGAUGAUCUGAUAACAUGACGAUGAAGAAGUGCAAAAUACCUUUUGAUCAAAGGGCAGAGAAGAGAGAGACAUAAUACUUAUAUUUUUUAUAUUUUUUAAGAUCACAUUAACUAAAAUGUGAAUGCAUGAUAUGUUUCAAUGAAGUGCUUUUGUUUGGGUUCUAAUAUUCACACCGUGUGCGUUACUUACUUCUCAGAUGAUUGUCAUUGCAAACGUUACCCAGUCUCAAGCCUCAGCCUCUUUUUCUCUAUUCGAGUACGAUUAAAUUAAAUUUAACACAAGUGGCAUAAUUUCACUUCUUUUUGAAAAGGCACAUUACAGGACACGUCCUAAAUAACAGAGAAGCUUACAAAUGAGGGCUGGAAAAAAGAAUAUAUCUACUUUUUCACAAUCGUUUCGCUCUUAUGUAAGUGUCAGCUUGGAUCCUACUCUCACUCAGCAGGGGAGGGGAAACUUUUUUUCCACCAAGGCCCAUCUUGUUUUUUUUCAAAUCCUCCUCCUGUUUUGUAUUCAUACUCUGUCUCAUGCUGGUUCCCCAUCCCUGCAUGUUUAAGGAGAUUUAGCAGUCUUUGUUGUCACAGUACGGGAGAGCUGACCAUUUAUCUCCUGUUGUUGUAGAUACUCUGUGUGUAAAAUAAAAAGGCCGUGUGUUGGACCCCUCAGUGUUGUGCUUUGAGCUCGUGUUUGAUGGUUAUACAUUUAUCCUCUCUCUAAUAACCAGUUGAAGUCCUUAAAGCUGUAUUUUGUGUUUCCGUACGAAACCUCACGUGUAAAUAUUCUGUUUGCCAUUUGUAAUGUCUUCAGUGGAAGUUCCCAUCAUACAUUAAACAGUAUAUGUUUUACCUUAA